AUGGCCGACCAACGCCCUCCGCGCCCUGCGCCGAGCGGCCCCAACCACGACACCACCUUCCGCAACUACACGGCCGCCGCUGCCUCGGCCUACGCCUCUUCCCGCGGCUCGUACCCUCCGGCCUUGUUCGCUUUCAUCCUCGACCGCCACCAGUGCACCGGCGGCCAGCUGGGUCGCGUGCUCGAUGUCGGCUGCGGUCCCGGCAACGCUCUGCGCGAUAUCGCGCCUCACUUCGACCAUGCCACGGGCGCGGAUCCUGGCGAGGAAAUGAUUGCGACGGCGAAGAAGCUGGGGCACCGGACGAAGACGGGCGAGGAAGUUGUCUGGAAUGUUUCCGGAGCGGAAGAGUUGGUGGAGAAGGCGGGCGUGGAGACGGGGACCGUGGAUUUGUUGACGGUGGCUAUGGCGGCCCAUUGGUUCGAUAUGCCGGCGUUCUGGAAGCAGGCUGCGCAGCUCGUCAAGCCCGGUGGUAGCGUCGCCAUCUUCACCAAGUCCUCGUACUACUGUCACCCGACCAUGCCAAACAUCAACGAGGUGCAGCGCAUCUCUGACGAAUUCGAGCGCACUGAGCUUGCUCGGUACGAGUAUCCGGGCAACCGCCUCUGCAGGGAGUUCUACAAAGACCUCGCCCUACCUUGGCAGGCGGAGGACGGCGGCCCGCCCGAGUUUCCAGAGGAGCUGUUCGAGAGGCAUGCGUGGAACUUCAACGGGACGCUGGAUGGCCCCGAUGGAGAGGACUUCUUUGGCGGCAGUUUAACCCUCACGUUCCCGCAGAUGGAGAAGCUGCUUGGAACUACUAGCACGGUGCAGAGAUGGAGGGAGGCCCACCCUGACCUUGCCGGUACGGACAAGGACGCCAUCAAGGUUUUUCUCAAGAAGCUUGAGGAGGUUGCUGGAACUUCGAAGAUUCGCAUGGGCAUGGGAUAUGCCUUGUUGUUCUUCAAGCGGAAGUAA
Messenger RNA from Lasiodiplodia theobromae, 954 nucleotides. RefSeq names its product Methyltransferase domain-containing protein. Bases 1 to 954 code for a protein of 317 amino acids. The record is from RefSeq and is a predicted model, not a curated record. Lineage: Eukaryota; Fungi; Ascomycota; Dothideomycetes; Botryosphaeriales; Botryosphaeriaceae. Gene Ontology annotation, molecular function: S-adenosylmethionine-dependent methyltransferase activity. The transcript is spliced from 3 exons.